Messenger RNA from Pygocentrus nattereri (red-bellied piranha), 1503 nucleotides. RefSeq lists its product as uncharacterized. Bases 22 to 1503 code for a protein of 493 amino acids. Lineage: Eukaryota; Metazoa; Chordata; Actinopteri; Characiformes; Serrasalmidae. The record is from RefSeq and is a predicted model, not a curated record. The transcript has 2 exons.
UCUGUGGAAGCAUCUGCUAAGAUGUGUGAGGCCUACAAAGCAUACUUCGGCAUGCCUGUUGGUGACCAAGACAAACCAUGGGCUCCUCAUUUCACAUGUGAGCACUGCAAGAAAACUCUUGAAGGUUGGUACAGGGGAGAGAAGAGAGCCAUGCAUUUUGCUGUCCCAAGAAUUUGGCAUGAACCGACUGAUCACUCAACAAAUUGCUACUUCUGCAUGGUGGACCCUUCCAAACGUCGCACUGGCAAAAAUGCAACGCCUGUAACGUAUCCUGACAUUCCUUCAUCUAUUGCCCCAGUACCACACUGCCCUGAACUUCCUGUACCAACACCUCCAGACACAGCAACACCACCUUCAGAAGAAAGCAGCAGGUCAGACACCCAGGAAGAUGUUGAAGAUCACGAUUUCUCUUCAUGUGCAGAUGAGGAGCGGAAGCCAUACUACCCUAACCAAAAUGACCUCAACGAUCUGAUCAGAGACCUUGGUCUCACCAAGUCCAACGCUGAGCUUCUGACAUCAAGGCUCAAGCAAUGGAACUUAUUAGAUGAAAGCGUCCAAGUCACAGGUCAGAGGAAGCGUCACCAAGUUUUUUCCACCUUCUUCAGUCAUCAAGACGGACUGUGCUUCUGCAACAAUGUGGCCGGUCUAUUCGAGGCUAUAGGUAUCACCUGUAACCCGAAUGAGUGGCGUCUCUUCAUAGACAGCUCAUGCAAGAGCCUCAAAGCCGUGCAGUUUCACAAUGGGAACAAGUACCCAUCUCUUCCUGUAGCUCACUCGGUGCACCUGAAAGAGGAAUACACCAGUGUCAAGAUGUUGCUAGGUGCCUUGAAGUAUGAUGAGUACGGCUGGGAAGUUAUUGGAGAUUUCAAAAUGGUGUCAUUCCUGAUGGGCCUCCAGGGUGGUUUUACUAAGUAUCCUUGCUUUAUUUGCCUUUGGGACAGCCGGGAUACUAAAGCGCACUACCACAGGCGGGACUGGCCUCAGCGGACAGAGUUUACUGUGGGGAAGAACAAUGUAAAGUGGGAGUCACUGGUGGACCCACGCAAGGUGCUGAUGCCACCACUACACAUCAAGUUGGGGCUCAUAAAACAAUUUGUCAGGGCUCUGGAUAAGGAGUCGAGAGCUUUCAAUUACCUCCAAGAUCUUUUCCCUAAGCUGCCUGAAGCAAAGAUCAAAGCUGGUGUCUUCGUCCGACCACAAAUCAAGAAGAUCAUAGAGUGCAGUGAAUUUCCCAAGAAGCUGAAUAGGAAGGAGAGAGCGGCUUGGAACAGUUUUGUCGCAGUGGUUCGCGGCUUGCUAGGCAAUCAUAAAGAUGAAAACUAUGUACAGCUGGUCCAGACUCUGAUAAAGAACUAUGCUGCAAUGGGCUACAGGAUGUCACUCAAAAUCAAUAUCCUUGAUGCUCAUCUUGAUAAGUUCAAAGAGAACAUGGGAGCUUAUUCAGAGGAGCAAGGCGAGCGCUUCCACCAGGACAUUAUGAACUUUGAACGUUACCAAGGAUAA